Pungitius pungitius (ninespine stickleback) is the source of this 1765-nucleotide messenger RNA. It is a transcript of the gene lctla, whose product is annotated as lactase-like a. Bases 1 to 1692 code for a protein of 563 amino acids. Gene Ontology annotation, biological process: carbohydrate metabolic process. The transcript is spliced from 12 exons. Lineage: Eukaryota; Metazoa; Chordata; Actinopteri; Perciformes; Gasterosteidae. Gene Ontology annotation, molecular function: beta-glucosidase activity. The record is from RefSeq and is a predicted model, not a curated record.
AUGAGGCCGCACCACCUGCUCGCCCUGGUGCUGUGCGUCUCCGCCGCCAGGGACGUCUUCGACUGGACGAAGAACGAGGGGACGUCCUUCUACUACGGCACCUUCCCGACCGGUUUCUCUUGGGGGGCCGGCAGCUCCGCCUACCAGACGGAAGGAGCCUGGAACGUGGACGGCAAAGGGAGGAGCAUCUGGGACGCCUUCGCCCACGUGGAGGGGAAGAUACUGUCCAACGACACCGGGGACUCCUCGUGUGACGGCUACUCCAAGUUCAAGGAGGACGUCACCUUGAUGAAGGACAUGAAGCUGAACCAUUAUCGUUUCUCCAUCUCCUGGCCCAGGAUUCUACCAAGUGGACUGAAGAGUGACCCCAACGAGCGAGGGAUCAAAUACUACGAGGCCCUGAUCAGCAGCCUGCUGGACCACCACAUCACGCCCAUCGUCACCUUGUACCACUGGGACCUACCUCAGGUCCUACAGGAGCAGUACGGCGGGUGGCAGAACGCCAGCAUGGUGGACCUCUUCAACGACUUCGCCGACCUGUGCUUCCAGAGGUUUGGAAACAGAGUGAAGCACUGGAUCACCUUCAACAACCCCUGGUCCAUCGCGGUGGAGGGGUACGAAACCGGGGAGCACGCACCGGGCCUGAAGCUGAAAGGAACAGGAGCCUACAGAGCAGCUCAUCACAUCAUCAAGGCUCACGCUCAAGUGUGGCACACGUACGACAGGAAGUGGCGAAGCAGACAAAAAGGCCUGGUUGGGAUCUCCCUCACAGCUGACUGGGGGGAGCCGGUGGACGUCACCAACCAGAGGGACAUGGAGGCGGCGGAGCGAUUCCUCCAGUUCUCUCUGGGCUGGUUUGCGUCUCCCUUCUUCAGGGGGGACUACCCUCAGGCCAUGAAGGACUACAUCGGCAGGAAGAGCGGCCAGCAGGGCCUGGGAGCUUCGCGGCUGCCCGUCUUCUCGCCUCAGGAGAAGAGCUUCAUCAAGGGGACCUCCGACUUCCUGGGCCUCGGCCACUUCACCACCCGCUACGUCACCCUGAAGAACUACCCGUCGGGCCUCGGGGACAGCUACUUCGCCGACCGCGACCUGGCCGAGCUGGUGGACCCCCGGUGGCCGGACCCCGGCUCCGAGUGGCUCUACUCGGUUCCCUGGGGCUUCAGGCGCCUGUUGAACUUCGUUAAGACCCAGUAUGGAAACCCCAUGAUAUACGUGACGGAGAACGGCGUGUCGGAGAAGACGCGCUGCACCGACCUGUGUGACGACUGGAGGAUGCAGUACUUCAAAGACUACAUCAACGAGAUGCUCCGAGCCGUGAAGGACGGGGUGAACGUGAAGGGCUACACCGCCUGGUCCCUCCUCGAUAACUUCGAGUGGGACCAAGGCUUCUCCGAGCGCUUCGGACUCUACUACGUGGACUUCAGGAGCAAAAACAAGCCGCGCUUCCCCAAGGCCUCCGUGCACUUCUACAAGCGCAUCAUCAGCUCCAACGGCUUCCCCAACCAGAGAGAGGUGGAGAGCUGGAAGAGGAGAGCCGUGGAGACCUGCUCCUCCAGCAACCAGCUGCUGGCGGUGGAUCCACUGAUUGGUCACAUGGAGAUGGUGACGGAGGUCGUGGUUCCCACCGUGUUCACGCUGUGCAUCCUGCUCAGUGCCGUCUUCCUCAUGUUCCUGCUGCGGGGACGCCUCUGAAGACACACACACACACACACACACAUGCACACACACAUGCAAACACACACACACGCGCACACACACACGCACA